AUGAAUAUGAGCAACAAUUCGGAGGUUGCUAAGGUCAUGAUUAACCCAUUUUUCCUCCAGAGGAUCUACUGGGGCUGCACCGCCUGCUUAAUCGCAAUCGCAGCUUUCGCCAACUUGAUUAACCGCUUCCUGGAAUUCCAGAGACUUCGAGACGAAUCCCCUACUCCAUCGAAACCGAAAUCAGUAUUCUUUCGUGCGUAUGCCACUUUGACGGCAAUAGCCCGCGACUCAAGACACUUAACUCCACGGCCAGUACCGCUGUUUGGUCGUAGAUUUUACAUUGCGCCAGUUUUACAAUGGUCGUUCGUUAUGGUUCAUCUCGCCUCGAUGGCUGUGACGUGCUUCUACGGCCUGAAUACCCAGGACCAGUGGGAAUGGGAGGAGGUGGGCUAUCGCACGGGGUUUAUCACAAUCGCCCAAAUGCCCUUGGUGUUCAUUCUAGCCGGAAGAGAGAACAUUAUAGGGUUUCUAGUUGGCGUGGACUACCAGAGUCUGAACUGGUUUCAUCGAUGGCUGGCACGAACUCUUUGGAUAUGUGCGACGAUCCAUAUGGGCUUCUGGUUUCGGAGCUGGGGAAGGUAUGAUUAUCUCGUUCACCAACUGAGAAACGAAUACUACUCCCAAUGUGGGUUUGCUGCCUGGUUCAUCCUAACAUUCAUUAUGAUCUCUUCUGUGAGGCCUAUCCGUCGGCUGGGAUAUGAGUUCUUCGUUCUACAGCACCUUGUGAUGUUCAUCGGCUUCACGGUUGCGGUUUGGCUCCAUAUAGAUGAAGAUGUUAGGACAUCGCUUUGGAUGUCCAUUGGGUUUCUUGUUUUUGAUCGCGUGGUGCGGUAUGUUUGGGCGACUUAUAUCAAUCUGUCGGUGUUCCAUAAAACCACUGGAAUGUCGCACGGUCUCUGGACGCAUCAUGCAUCUUUCACUCCGCUGUCUGGAAACGUCACCCGAGUCACUAUCCAAAGCCCAGGAGCCCGAUGGAAACCUGGUCAACAUAUGUUCCUUACUUGCCAUUCAAUCGCACCGUUACAAAGUCACCCAUUCACUAUCGCCUCGAUUCCCGAAGACCAGAGGAUCGAAUUCCUCAUUCGGGCUGAGAAGGGCGCCACGAAACGCUUCUGGGAAUAUGCGGUGCAAAAAAACGACCUCGGAGCGGCAGACACCGGCGGCUCAAAUGAGAAUCAUUGCACCGUAUUCCUUGAAGGACCAUAUGGAGCACACCGCUCCCUUCGACAAUUCGAUAGCGUGAUCCUUUUUGCAGGCGGCAUGGGGGCUACCUUCACGAUGCCGCUUCUCCGGGAUAUGGUUGCACGAUGGAAAAAAGCGUCUGAGCAAGGUGACAAGCCACACCUGGAUGUGACAAGGCAUAUUCACUUUGUGUGGAUUAUCAGGUCACUUGAGUUUUAUAGUUGGUUUGAAUCUGAGCUAACAUCCGUGUUUGAGGACAUGGAAAUUUGUCGACGCGAUGCACAAGAUGUGGUACAAGAUCUCGAGCUGAGCAUAUACAUCACUGGUCCCCGUGCGGCGGAGAUGGAACAGGCCCUAGCAAACGGGGGUCUACUAAGGUCCGCUCGAACCCCGCCAAAAGCAAGGCUGGUAUCAAAUGUCGGCGAAAAGAGAGAAACAGCUGACGAACAUGCCAUCCCUCCUCAUUCUGCUUCCCCAACGAAUGAGAGAUUCGCAACCACCAAGAACGAACAGCGACCUUUCAUCCCCCAACAGAUGACGCUGGGCGGUGGACGUCCAUCAGUGGCUAGAACAAUCCGUACGAGCCUCGAAAAGGCCGAAGGAGAGAGCGCCGUAGUCGUCUGCGGUCCCCCCAGUCUGUCAGACGAAGUUCGCCGCAGCGUCCUUUAUCUUAGCAAUGAACGGGCCGUGCAUAAGGGCACGGGUGCGCAGGGGAUAUACCUCCACGUGGAGACAUUUGGAUUGUAG
Messenger RNA from Aspergillus puulaauensis, 1929 nucleotides. RefSeq names its product ferric reductase family protein. Gene Ontology annotation, biological process: iron ion transport; intracellular iron ion homeostasis; copper ion import. The transcript is spliced from 2 exons. Gene Ontology annotation, molecular function: ferric-chelate reductase activity. The coding region runs from base 1 to 1929 and encodes 642 amino acids. Gene Ontology annotation, cellular component: plasma membrane. The record is from RefSeq and is a predicted model, not a curated record. NCBI's taxonomy places the organism in Eukaryota, Fungi, Ascomycota, Eurotiomycetes, Eurotiales, Aspergillaceae.